CAUGCCUCAAAUACCAGUAGAUAGGCAAUUCAAUAGGUAAUAAUUUAGGAAUCUUAUCAAUUUCAAGCAAUUAUUUCGACCGUCCACUCCAAAACCUCCUCCCCUCAUGGCUGUCUAUAAAAACUACUAUAACAGAAGAGCUCUCAGUUCGACAAUAAUGGUUUCCUGUUUGUAUUUGUUGUGUAGCAUCGCAAUCAGUACAGUAUCGUGUAGCAUGACAAACGGAGAUAGGGUCAGACAUCACCACGACAAGAACCAAGUUGAAAAAAGCUCGAUCGAAAUCAGUUCGAAAAAUCCAAUACUGAGCUGUCCCAACUGUGUUUUUAAACAUAACAGAGAUAAAGAGCGCAUAGAGUCGGAUAAGUUAAGAUUAGAAGCUAUCAAGAAACAAAUUCUGCAAAAGUUAGGACUGACUAGGAAACCAAAUAUCACUCAUAGUCUACCUAGGGAAGUAGUAUUGGAAACGUUGUACAGGGCAGAGGAGGGUGAUUUUUUGAGAGGAUUUCAGGAAGAGGACUUUCCUACUACAAGUGAGAAAAACAGGAAUAUGGAUACAGUUGAUGUGGACGAUUUUUAUGGGAGAACAAGCGAAAUUAUUUCGUUUGCUGAACAAGGUUCAUGGGUGAAUCAAAACCGCCUUUUAGAAUUUCAAGUUAGUCCCGAUACGGAUGGCCAUAUUGGACAGGAAUUCAGAGUGAGAGAGGCGAUAUUAUGGCUGAAAGCGGAUAUCGUUAAGAAGCACGCGACCAAAUGUCGAACGACGGAUAUAUUUGUAUUUAAAAUCAUAUCUAAUAGGUUACCCGAAUCAGUUACCCUUAGUUCUAAGCAAUUUGAUAGAGUGACGUCAGAUCCUGUUGCUGUCACAUUAAACGAAUCUAGCAGUGGAUGGCAGAAAAUCGAAGUUACGCAGACUGUCCGCAAAUGGCUGACCGAAUCCAGCAAAGAUAAGCUGCGGCUGUUUGUUGACUGUAGCUGUUGCAGUCAGUGGCGCAUUCAUCUCUUCAAUGAAGAGAGGCAGGAGAAGCUAAAUCAAAAUAGACCUUUUUUGGUCAUUCACACUGAUCCUAACACAGCGAAACGAGUAAGGAGGAGAGCAAUAGACUGUUCAGUAGAUUCAGGAAAUCAAUGUUGUAAACAACGAUUUUACGUUAGUUUUAAGGCUUUAGGAUGGGACGACUGGGUAAUAGCGCCACAAGGGUAUUACGCUAACUAUUGCAGAGGAGACUGCGGCCAUCACCGGACUCCUGACACUUUCGUGACCUACCACACUCACGUGAUAGAAGAAGCGAGAAAAACUCAGCACCUCUCUGGCAUGACGCCUUGUUGUGCACCGUUAAAAUUUUCGAGCAUGUCGCUAAUUUACUACGGUCCCGAAUCAACGAUAAUCAAAAGAGACUUGCCAAAAAUGGUUGUAGACGAGUGUGGGUGUCCGUAAACAUGGCAAAGACAACCGCAAAUACAUAACACAUAAAUGUAUGUUUAUACAGUACAUAAGACUAUACUAUUAUUCAAUUGUUCGAAUAAAAUAAAGUUAAAAUUGUCGCGAUGCGAUGGUUCGACUCUUGUGAGAAUACGAAGUGAUGGAAUAGAUAUGGUCGUGGUAUAUAUUAAAGCAAAGUGUUGUAUAGUUAUAUUGAUAAGUGGUGGUGCACAAGAGUUCGUGGGCAAUCAAUAAGCGAAUGGUAGGCUAUGAAACCGAAUGGUUAGAGAAAAAAAAGUGUUCUUAAAAGAUUAGAUAGGUUUUUUAAAAUUCAGAAG
Messenger RNA from Sitophilus oryzae (rice weevil), 1758 nucleotides. Its product is annotated as inhibin beta chain-like. Gene Ontology annotation, molecular function: growth factor activity; cytokine activity. Gene Ontology annotation, cellular component: extracellular region. The transcript has 5 exons. Gene Ontology annotation, biological process: SMAD protein signal transduction. Bases 107 to 1435 code for a protein of 442 amino acids. The record is from RefSeq and is a predicted model, not a curated record. NCBI's taxonomy places the organism in Eukaryota, Metazoa, Arthropoda, Insecta, Coleoptera, Curculionidae.